Molecule: messenger RNA, 937 nt
Organism: Pangasianodon hypophthalmus (striped catfish)
Lineage: Eukaryota; Metazoa; Chordata; Actinopteri; Siluriformes; Pangasiidae
Gene: cldng
Product: claudin g
Exons: 2
Coding region: 224-853 (209 amino acids)
Biological process (GO): bicellular tight junction assembly; cell adhesion
Cellular component (GO): plasma membrane; bicellular tight junction
Molecular function (GO): structural molecule activity
Source: RefSeq, a predicted model, not a curated record
UAGCAUGAGGAGUCAAUGGACCUAUAAAAGCUGUGACAGCAGGACGCAAGUUUUGUGUAUUGUGGGUUUAGUGUGCUAAUGGUGUUAGUUUAGUGCUUACCUUCAGGAACAGCAGCUUUUUGGUCCCCUAAGGCUUUUCUUAUGAUUUUAUUUGCUGGUUUUUAUUUCUAUUGCAAACGCGUCAAAGCUUCCAGAUUGAAUCCAUCUCUGCCCAAAAGCUGCCAUGUCUGCAGGGCUACAGAUGCUUGGUACCACACUGGGGGUGCUGGGCUGGCUGGGAACCAUCUUGGCCUGCGCUCUCCCACUAUGGCGCGUGACUGCUUUCAUCGGCAACAACAUUGUGACGGCACAGGUCGUCUGGGAGGGUUUGUGGAUGACCUGUGUGGUGCAGAGCACUGGCCAAAUGCAGUGCAAGGUUUAUGACUCUAUGCUGGCUCUGUCUUCAGACCUUCAAGCCUCUCGGGCCAUUCUCGUCAUCGCUCCAUUGGUCGCCCUGGUGGCCAUACUUGCUAGCAUAGCUGGAGGCAAGUGCACAAACUGCUUGGACCAAAGCACUGCCAAGGCCAGGGUGGCUACAGCAGCUGGGGUUUUCUUUCUCAUCGCAGGGCUUCUGAGUCUCGUGCCGCCCAGCUGGAUGGCAAACGCAGUGAUCAGAGACUUCUACAAUCCGUUGGUGGCCCAGUCACAAAAGAGGGAGCUGGGGGCAUCCAUCUUUAUCUGUUGGGGGGCUGCUGUGCUCAUGGUGAUUGGCGGAGGGCUUCUGUGCACCUCUUGGCCCAGCAGUAGAGGAAAGCAAAUGGGCCACUACAAACCAGCAUCUCAAACCAGUAGAGAGCGUGCUGCUUAUGUCUGAGAUUAUGCUCAUCGCUGAUCUGUCAUGUCUUUUUAAAUAAGUGUAUGAUUUUUAUUUCUGUAAAUAAAACUGUUUUAUCUUGUU